Molecule: messenger RNA, 1913 nt
Organism: Trametes versicolor FP-101664 SS1
Lineage: Eukaryota; Fungi; Basidiomycota; Agaricomycetes; Polyporales; Polyporaceae
Product: alpha/beta-hydrolase
Exons: 2
Coding region: 1-1209 (402 amino acids)
Molecular function (GO): hydrolase activity
Source: RefSeq, a predicted model, not a curated record
AUGGCGAGGGACAGCCCCAUCCUCAACCGCCAACCGUUCAAGGGCCUCUACCUCGCCUACUUCACGCUCUCCUUCCUCGUCAAGAUCCCCGCUUGGACCGUCUGGUACAUCCCCCGCUCGAACAGGUCGCGCCGCUCAUGGUCCAUCAAGCGCGCCCUCAUCGUGCGCGCCGCGCAGGAGGCGUUCUCCUGCAAGGUCGACCUCACGACCGAGAACAAGCCACCCAGUGAGGAGCCAGUGCCGGACAGCAAGCUCAAGGACGCGAAGUUCACCUGGGUCGAGGGCGUCUCCGACGACCUCUUCGUCGGCGAGGUGCGCCGCAUCGCUGAGCUCACUGGGGUCAAGCCCGCCAGAGUUGGUGGGUUCUGGCUCCUCAAGGCGAACACGCCCUGGAAGGGCCUGAAGGCGCAGCCAGGCGAGAAGACCGUCCUGCACCUGCACGGCGGCGCCUUCCACAUCUCCAGCGCGAACCCGUCCGACAUCACAGCGAACUUCACGCGCGGGCUGCUGAAGCACUCCACCGCGCUGCAGCGCACCUUCGCGGUCGAGUAUCGCCUCUGCAACGCCGCGCCCUUCGCGCCCGCGAAUCCGUUCCCCGCCGCGCUCCUCGACACGCUCGCCGCGUACCGCUUCCUCGUGCAGGACGCGGGCUUCGAGCCGCGGAACGUCAUCGUCGUUGGGGACUCAGCUGGGGGCAGCCUCGUGCUCGCGCUCGCGCGCCAUCUCAUCGACAACCCGAUCCCCGCGCUGCCGCCGCCUGGAGCGCUGCUCACCGCGUCGGCGUGGCUCGACUUGUGCAUGUCGCGCCGCGGGCCGGGGACGUCGGAGACGCUCAACGGGCCGAUCGAUAUCUUUGGGGUGAGCGACGAGGACCCGUUCGCGCUGUACGGCGUGCGUGGGUACCAGGGUCCGCUCGACUUCGAGGAGAUCCGCACGAACAGGUACAUCUCGCCGAUGUCGCUGUAUGUGAAGCCUGGGCCGGACGGGAGCGUGUUCAAGGGAUUUCCGCAGACGUACAUUGUGGCCGGUGGGGCGGAGCGGCUGCUGGACGACUCGGUCGCGAUGGUGGAGAAGAUGACGGAGGAGGGGGUGAAGGUCGUGUCGGAUAUCUCUCCGGACGCGAUACACGACUUCGUGGUGUUCACCUGGCACGAGCCGGAGCAUACGGACACCCUGAAGAGGAUCGCGAAGUGGAUCGACGAGAUGUAAACGUUCUGCUGUCUUGCUAUGGUCGCUUGAACUUUGUCCUGCUUGCUCUUCGUAUGCCUCUCUUGGAACUUGUACUGUGAUGGGCCUCCGCUGUGUUUGGAACUGUAGUCUGUAAUCCCUGAAUGAUGAUACCUGGCAUAAUGUACAACACUUCCAGCCCUUCAUACAUAAGUAAGAACGCGAGGCGCGCCCUCCCCGCCCGGCACCAAAUCAGCCCAAAUCUCCCCCAAAGCAGCCUCAAACGCAGCCUCCCGGCCCUUCCUCACAUUGAACGCCACCUCGCACGCCCCAGCAUCCGCGAUCCACACGCCCUCCUCCGUCGGGACCGCGUUCGACGGGUACAUGAGCACGUAGUUGUCCGUCGGCACCGUGUCCGGCUGCAGCCAGCACACCUGCCCGGGGUACCCGAAGUGCGCCCCACCCCAGUUGCUCCUGUAGCUUGAGUUGAUGAUGAUCUGCCCGGGGGUGGGGGCGAUGUAGUGCCCGCGCUUCGCGACGGCGGGCCCGUGCCACGCUUCCCCGGAGAUGGCGAGGAAGUCGCGCACGUACAGCGGGUCGCGCGCCUCGCGUAUGGACGUGCGGAUUGCGCGCGCGUACGCGAGGAACGUCUCAGUGGGAGAGCGUGGGGAAGCUGGCACGACGGGGUCCGUCGUCGCGUAUAUCAGGCCAUUUGCCCCGGAGUUGAGGGGGACGAGCUCGGGGAC